CUUCAAUCAGUUGCUAUUUGAACUCCAGUGAGGAAAAUUUGAGUCCUAAAGUUAAAAAAUUAUUAAAAUAUUAAACUGUGAAAAUUUAGUCACAAAAAAAUGAUUCAACGAAUUUUGAUUCUCAUAUCUUUGGCAAGCUUAGCAUUGGCUCAAAGUCCAUUGUUUUAUUGCAACUUGGUAAUCAUUGAGGAAAGGUGCACCUGCAAUUUUGUGAUUUACAACCCAGCUGGAUUUAAUAAUUUGACUAUUACUGCUAAUCCAGCUGAAAACUGUACUUUAAGUGAUGUUGUGGAUGCAACUGGAAGUGGAUUGACAUUAAAUGUACCAUCAGCAUUGUGCAAUCAAUUGCCUAUUUUAGAAGAAUUAAGAAUGGAUAAAUUGGGUGUUAAUAAUUUAGUCGGAAAUCCGUUUAGAAAUUGCAACAAUUUAAAAAAAUUACAUUUGAGUGACAAUUCAUUAUCAGCAAUCCCAGCCUACGCCUUUUCAAAUACUAUCCUUGAAAGUUUGAAAUUAAAUCAAAAUAAAAUCACGAGUAUCAAUUCAGUGUCGUUUGAUAAUUUAGUGCAUCUGGAAUUUCUUGAUUUAUCAAACAACUCUCCACUUGCUUUAGUUGAUGACACAUUUGAUCAUUUAGAAAAUCUUAAAUUCCUUCAUAUGAGCUCAUGUGGAAUUACUUCUCUUCAUCCUAGAUUGUUUGACAAUUUGGGAGAGUUGCGGGAAUUAGAUACAUCUGGAAAUAAUGUUACAACUGUUGUUGCAAAUCUCUUCAGUUCACUGAAAAAAUUGGAAAUACUUAACUUAGCAAACUGUGGACUAACAGGCAUUACUGCAUCUGCUAUCCAAAAUAACACCGAAUUAUUAAAAUUAAAUUUGGAAAAUAAUAAUAUUAAAAAUUUUAAUGCUGAACUUUUUAAUGGCCAGCAAAAAUUGGCGGAUUUAUCUUUGGCAAACAAUAAUAAUGCUACUAUCACACCACAACUAUUUACUCCAUUAACUUCAAUGCAAAGACUUAUCUUAAGUAAUUGUAAUAUAAAUGCAAUAAAUGGCAGUUGGUUUGUGCAAAUGCCAAACCUAGUUGAAAUUGAUUUAAGCAAAAAUAGAAUACCAGCCAUUCCCGAAAAUACAUUCUCAUCUGCCAACGCUAUAGAAUCAAUAAACCUCGCAAACAACAGCAUUACAAUUUUAAGUUCAAGAUCAUUUGGAUCAUUACACAAUUUACAUAGUCUCCAUUUGGAGAAUAACGCCAUCAAUCAAGCUGAUCAUCAUUUGAUUAGUCAUUCCACGGAACUUCAAGCAGCUUACUUUGGAAAUAAUAUAUGUGCAAACUUCAAUACGGAUGAAUUUAGCCUAAACAGAACUUUUUACACUGAAUUAUUAAAAGAAUGUUUUGACAAUUUUGACAGCAUUCCAAUUGCAAUCACAACAAUAAAUUCAACAAUCUAUGACUGGUACAGCGUCCGAACUAACGAUGGUUGGGAUUCCUUAGAAGUUUCUGUUAGAGCUUACGAAAACGUUCACAUUGCGCUUUCAAAUUCUAUCAACACAGUUGAACCUCCAAUUGAAAUUAAAAUCGGAGAAGAUAGAAAUCGUAGAUCACACAUUUUGGAGCAAGGUGAAAUAGUUUUUACUGACAAUGUGCGAGACAGAUUAAACCGAACAGCUGAAAGAACAUUUAUAAUUGGAUGGCGAUUUGGAAUAGUCAUGGUGUUUAGAAAACUUGAUCAACUUCCAUUUAUGGCGCAUGCUAUAGAAAAUGAUUUUCCAGUUAAUUUCUUUGGAUUAAGAACUUUAUUUACGGAUGAUGUCGAUAUGACAGCCAAAUGGAAUGUUACCCGCAUACAGAGAGAACUUCAAUCAAUGGCAAUGACGAAAAUCUAUCAAGAUAUUGAAAUAAGAAGGAAGCGAGGAAUGCCAAUUGAUUUGCAAAAAUAUCUUCGAAAUUAAUAAGUUUUAAACUUUUUAAAAAUAUUGUUUUGAAUGAAGAACUUAAAUAAAUAACAAAAUAUGAU
This is a messenger RNA of Chironomus riparius, 2009 nucleotides long. NCBI's taxonomy places the organism in Eukaryota, Metazoa, Arthropoda, Insecta, Diptera, Chironomidae. The record is from the annotation of a GenBank genome assembly.